UUUUCCCACAAGCAUUGUGGGUUUUGUCCACUUGCUUGCUCUGUCUUGUGUGUAUAUUAGUAAGGCGAGGAAAGAAGAAGAAACGAAGUCGGAAUUUAAAAGAGAGAGAGAGAGAGAGAGAGAGAGAGAAGAAGAAGACGAAGAAGAAGAUGGAGACCGCAUCAGAAAUGGUGGCAUUUCCAUUGCUGAUGACGCCGAUCGAAUCGAACUACAGAGCCUGCACCAUCCCCUUCAGGUUUCCCUCCGACAAUCCUCGCAAGCCAACCCCGACUGAGCUGGCCUGGAUCGACCUCUUCCUCAACUCCAUCCCUUCCUUCAAGAAGCGAGCUGAGACCGAUGCUGUUGACGAUGCUCCGGCUAGAGCUGAAAAAUUUGCUCAAAGGUACUCUGAGAUACUUGAGGACUUGAAGAAGGACCCUGAAAGUCAUGGUGGCCCACCAGAUUGCAUUCUUCUUUGCAGACUUCGUGAGCAAGUCCUUAGGGAGUUGGGGUUCAAGGAUAUAUUUAAGAAAGUCAAGGAUGAAGAGAAUGCAAAGGCCAUAUCCCUGUUUGAGAAUGUAGUGGAUUUAAGUGAUGCUAUUGAAGAUGAAGGAAAGCGCCUAGAGAAUCUCGUUAGAGGGAUAUUUGCUGGAAACAUAUUUGAUCUUGGUUCUGCACAGCUCGCAGAAGUUUUCUCAAAGGAUGGUAUGUCCUUUUUAGCCAGUUGCCAAAACCUUGUCCCUCGACCCUGGGUUAUCGAUGACUUGGACGAUUUCAAAUUGAAAUGGAGCAAGAAAUCCUGGAAAAAGGCUGUUAUAUUUGUUGACAAUUCUGGUGCAGAUAUUAUUUUGGGAAUUUUGCCAUUUGCGAGAGAGUUACUCCGGCGUGGGACACAGGUUGUGUUGGCAGCUAAUGACUUGCCUUCUAUCAAUGACAUAACUUACCCUGAACUGAUUGAGAUUAUAUCAAAGUUGAAGGACAAUGAGGGGAAGCUCAAGGGUGUUGAUACUUCAAAUCUUUUCAUUGCCAAUUCUGGUAAUGAUUUGCCGGUUAUUGAUCUUUCAAGAGUGUCACAAGAGAUUGCCUACCUGGCGAGUGAUGCAGACCUAGUUAUUACGGAAGGAAUGGGUCGUGGGAUAGAGACAAAUCUUUAUGCGCAAUUUAAGUGUGAUUCCCUCAAGAUUGGGAUGGUGAAACAUCCCGAGGUUGCCCAGUUUCUAGGAGGAAGGCUUUACGAUUGCGUCUUCAAAUACAAUGAAGUUUUGUUGAGUUAAUAAUGUUGGUUCUUGUCUUGUCUGUACUCUUAACCGAAUUUAUUCUGAGUCAUCAGAGUACAUGAAGUAUUAGAUCUUAGCUACUGCAAGAGCUUAUAUAUUUAAAACUUUGAAAUUCAGCACUCCUUAUAAAUAAACAUGUCUACUGUUACACGUGGUUUA
This is a messenger RNA of Prunus avium (sweet cherry), 1415 nucleotides long. Its product is annotated as damage-control phosphatase At2g17340. NCBI's taxonomy places the organism in Eukaryota, Viridiplantae, Streptophyta, Magnoliopsida, Rosales, Rosaceae. The record is from RefSeq and is a predicted model, not a curated record. Gene Ontology annotation, molecular function: ATP binding; pantothenate kinase activity. Gene Ontology annotation, biological process: coenzyme A biosynthetic process. Gene Ontology annotation, cellular component: cytosol; nucleus.